ACAAAAGUGACAGACAGCUUCCACUUACACUCGUUCCUCAAUGUCGAUCGCACCGCCACCAUUACCUGCUGCCAUCAGCGGCUUUGGCACCCAGAAUGGAAUUGGGAAUAAUGAGCCUGCACAAGAUAUGGAAAAUGGACCAGAGGAUGUUGCAUCGGUUGGAAUUAUCUAUCCCCCCCCCAUAUUCGAGAUGUCAAUAGUUCUCGCGGACAGGACAGCUGCAUUUGUAGCAGGAAGCGAGUUGGGAGCCAUUGUAGAGGAACGUCUUCGACAAAAGGAGAAGAACAGUACAAAAUUCAGUUUCCUUAAUCCUACAGACCCAUAUCACGCGUACUAUGCUUUCAAGGUUAAAGAAGCGAAAUCUGGAAAUGCUACCGCUGCUGCGGAGAUCCAGGCAGAGGUGGAGGCAAAAGUAGAAGAAGCGAUCAAGCCUCCUCCAGCAGAACCCCCAGCGCUUGAAUUUAUGACACCUAUGCCUUCAGUGUCUGCUCAGGAUCUGGAUGUUUUGAAGCUUACAGCGCAGUUUGUGGCUAGAAAUGGGCGACAAUUCAUGGUAUCUCUAGCGCAGAGAGAGGCACGUAAUUAUCAAUUUGAUUUCCUUCGCCCCAACCACAGUCUUUUCGGUUAUUUUUCAAAAUUGGUGGAACAAUACACCAAGAUCCUGGUACCUACGCCAGAUAUGUUGGAACAGAUUGAUUCAAGAUCAGCCAACAAAUACGCAGUCCAGGAUAUUGUCAUGAAACGAGUCGAGUAUACUGCAUAUCAACAAGAGCUCCGAAAGAAGAAGGAUGAAAAGGAAGAUGCUGAAAGACAGGCAUUCUUGAGCAUCAAUUGGCAGGACUUUGUCGUAGUUCAAACAAUUGAAUUCACCGAAGCUGAUGAUGCAGUUGAGCUUCCACUUCCGAAGAGUUUGAGAGAGCUAGAAACAAUGUCAUUAACACAGAAGCGUAUGAUGCAAGUAUUAGCUGAGACUGAAAGCGCACCAGACAUGCCUCAGGAUAUUGAGAUUGAUGAUGACAAUGAUGAUGUGGACAUGGAGGACUCUGAUGACGAGCAGGAGCAGACUUCAGUACCAGCAAGCAGCACUCAGGAAGAAGUUAAAAACGUGAAUGAAGUUGUAAUGACCGCUCCUCAGCUGACGGCACCAAUGAAGAUCAGAGAAGAUUAUGUUCCAAAGGCAUUUAAAGGUCGUACGGGCGCUGCAUUGGAGGAGGCAACACAGACAUGUCCCCGCUGUGGCGAGCAAGUUAAGGUUUCAGAGAUGGAGGAGCAUGUGCGUGUAGAAUUACUGGACCCCCGAUGGAAGGAGCAACGUGAGCAAGCAGAAGCCAAAACUAAGGCUAGCAACAUGCUUACAGAUGGUACUGAUGUGGCUAGAAACCUGAACUUGCUGAAGGCUCACCGCUCGGAUAUUUUUAGCACGGAAGAAGAAAAGAAGAAUGCCGAAGAGGAGAGGAAACGACAAAUUGAAAAGGAGAGGAAUGUUUGGGAUGGUCAAACUAGCACUGUAGCGAUAACGGCCCAGAGGAAUGCUGCUGCUGCUGCCACAGCAGGAGGAUACAACCAGGAUGGUUCCAAGGCGCAAUUAGAGUCAUCUAUUGGUCCUCAAUUCGCACAGCCGCCAAUUCAGCAGCCACCUUUAUACCGCCAACCAGGGACAUACAACCAGACAUUCCGUGUCCAACCUAAUGUGUCUUCUUCUAUUCCAAUUCCUGGUAUGGUCCCACCACCAGGGAUGCCUGGAAUUCCUCCGCCACAUUAUGGACAGCAGCCUCCGCCGGGUAUGCCAGGUGCACACAAUCUUUUCCCUGGCCUGCUUGGUUCUAUUCCUCCAGGUGUAUCCAGUCUCCCAGCUCCUCCAGCAUCUGCUAAUUUACCUCUACGACCACCUGCGGCAGUGCCAGGUUUACCUCAUGCUCCUGGAACUGUACCUGCACAAACGCCACCCUCUGGACGCCAUCCAGAAGAAGAUUUCCCUACCUCAGAUAGAGACUCAAAACGCCUCAAGUCUGAACAUAUUUCGUCCUUACCUUCUACACUAGCACCGCCUGCAUCGUCCUCUAAUGCAUUACCAACAGCAUCAGGACCAAGCUGGAUUACUCUUGAUAUUCAGUUUGCAGAUCCGGAUGAGUUUAAGCCAGAGUGGAAUAGGGACAAAUUGUCGAGUUUAACCGUAGAAAAUCUUGUAAAUGGCACAAAAAUAUCAGUAGUCAAGGACCGCAUUUUUGCUACCAUGGGCUUCCCUGUAGGCAAGCAGAAGUUAAUCUUACCUGAUGGUACAGUAACCAAGAACCAAAGCACAUUAGGAGAAUACGGGUUUAGAAUUGGGCAACGCGGAGAGCUGCGCCUUGCGGUGAAGAAAUAAGAUCUCAAGACUUGCAGGAGACACCAUGUCAGAUCUAGAUAAGCUAUUCUUUCAUUCAUAGUACAUUAAAAAGACUGAAAGUCAUACCAGAAAAAAAU
Molecule: messenger RNA, 2463 nt
Organism: Lobosporangium transversale
Lineage: Eukaryota; Fungi; Mortierellomycota; Mortierellomycetes; Mortierellales; Mortierellaceae
Product: Pre-mRNA splicing factor PRP21 like protein-domain-containing protein
Exons: 6
Coding region: 191-2365 (724 amino acids)
Biological process (GO): mRNA cis splicing, via spliceosome; regulation of alternative mRNA splicing, via spliceosome
Cellular component (GO): U2 snRNP; catalytic step 2 spliceosome; U2-type prespliceosome
Molecular function (GO): protein binding; RNA binding
Source: RefSeq, a predicted model, not a curated record